GGCCUGACGGAUGUAAAAAGUGUAGGACCAGAAAUAACUCCGACGGAUAACUUCCAACUUCCAAUCGACUCCAAUAUGCGAGUGAAAAAAAUAUACAUAGAUUUAGAUCAUAUGUGUAAAGUGGAAACAUUUGAAUUUAUCUCUACGAAGUUAAUGAAUACAGGACCAGAUUCGAUAGUUCAAAUAGGCACCCCACCAGUGAUAGCAUCUGGAGCGAAUUAUGAUGAUGAUGAUGAUGAUGUGAUUUGUACCACCGACAUUGAUCCACUCAGAAUUGACGCAGGUGAAGGAAGUCGCUUGCGAAAUAGAAAAUUCAAACGAAAAAGGGAACCAAUAGCCGACUGUUAUGUUCAUUCAAGUCUACAUACUGCCAUAGAUAUAAAAGUUGAAACAGGUGAAGAUCAUUCUGGUUUUUCUAUUUCUGAACCGUAUAAUCCAUAUCAUCAGUUACAUGAAUCUGUCACCUCCACUGUCACCAAAUCUGAAAAAAGCUCAACUCUUUACGUUGCUGACGCAGACUAUACCAAAGCUAUUCCGCAACAAAUGGUAGACAAAGCAGUGGGGACAGAACCUGCAAAACAUUGUCUCAAAGAGGAAAGGCUGAAAUUCACAUUGGAGAACACUUUGGAAAAGAAUAAAAAUUUGUCCGAAAAACUGCAUAAAGUUAAGGAUGAAUUCAGAAAGUUUCUGAAGAGUCCAUUGAAAACCAUCAGCCUGGAUGAAUACGUUCGAUACACGAACCAUUAUUUUUCCGAUAAAACGGUCGCAAAGUUUGUACUGGAUCUUUUAGAUAUCAAUCAAGAUGUUGCCGCGCAGAAAAGCCAUGCAUCAGAAGAAGGGAGAAUGUGUCAAAAUGUUGUGGAAGUACAAAAACUGUAUAAUUCUGCCGAGGAAAACUUUGAAAAAACUCGUUGUAAGGCUAGUAGAAAACGAAAAUUAGUAGCCGCUGAUAAGAUGUCAACGAUAUCUUCUAAUGACGUAAACCAGGUGAAGUUCAUCAAAUCAGAAGAAAAAUUUUCGCAACCAGUGGAGUUAUCGUGCGAUAAAAACGUAGCAAUACCUAAAAGUACUGAAGAGAUUGCGACAGGUUGCUCGAAACUGAGAAACGUCAGAAUUAAGGCGACCAAACCAGAUCAAAAACCAGCGAAGCCUGUGAAGAUAGAAUCUGAUCAGAAUAUCGUAUUAAAGUCAGAAUUGUUGGAGGACUGUUUACCGUCAUAUACGAAGCUUCGUAACAUGGUAAGGGCUGCCAUACAGCCGGGCGUCACGAAAACGUGGAUGAACUUGUUGAAAAUCAAAGUUGAUACUUUCAACGAUUACCAAAGACCGUGCGUUCUGUAUGUAGACGAAGUGCCGCUGAAGCCGAAGAUUUUCUACAACAUCACGUACGAUAAGGUUAUUGGGGUCGUCAUCGACUCGGCUACAGGCGACGUCGCUCCCGCCCGUUACGUGACCGUCGUAAUGGCGCAAGGCGUUUGCGCCCCCUGGCGGCAACCGAUCGCGUACCACUUCAACGGCAGCCGAUGCAACGGCGUACGCCUGAAACGCAUCGUCACCGACAGCUUACACAAACUGACAGACAUGAACCUGAAGGUGAUGGCGUUGAUGUGCGGCACGGACGCGAACUACGUCCAGAUGGCGCAAAUGUUGGGCGUCAGCGCGGAUAAACCGCAGUUCUGGGCGGCGGGCCGUCAGGCGCAUUUCUUGUUCGACGUUCAGAGAUUGUCGCAGGAUCUGUGGAACGCGUUUCUCACUGUCAAGAUCAGGCUUAAUGAUUGCGUCAUCUCUCAGUAUGUGAAGGCCCAAGCUGAACAAUACCCGCAUUUGUUCCCGACGAAAAACUCGAAGGCGUGCAAGGUGGGACGGAACUAUCGCAAGCGGAUUUUCACGGAUAAGCUGCCCGGCGGCAUCUAUACCUACGGCGACAAAAUCCACUCGCGCGACUCGAUUUGCACGAACAAGUUCCUGACCAUCGUAGACAAUUUCAGCACGUUGAUGCUCGACAAGACGGAUAUGUUCCAUGGGUACGCGGACGAGAGAGACCCGAUAGAUGCGUGCUUCGAUCUUUUCAACAAGAUACAACCGGUGGACAAGGAUAUCGACGCUUCGGUCUGCAUCAGGAGAUGGAAGGCGACAGUAAGAAGCAUCGCAAACCUGUGGGAGGAGAUCCGCGGCCUAGGCUUUGCCCGCAUGUACAUCCCGAGCAUGCGCUGUUUUUCCGAAUUUUCCCAACAUCUGCCAGGCAAAGAAAAACAAGAUUUCUACGAUCUUCGCUUAACGCCGAUUCAAUUCACGCGCGCUUUCAUAAACUGUUUCACAAAGGAGUUACUUAAAACGGAACGGACAUGUUCAGAUGAAAAAAUGUCGGAAAACGAUACGAUAUUUUAUGCGAAACUGCUCGAAGCAGCGAACUUGCCGCAAACGAACAAAGAUGAUAAUCUAUUUACCGACGAUAUCGACUACCGUUCAGUCGAAUUCCAUUUUCCGAGCGAUCUUUUGUGCGAAUAUUUGCUGAACAAAUGUCUCCGCCAACAUUCGUGUCCACUUUGCGUGAACUACAUAGCGAUUCAUCGGACGUACAUGCUACAAAAUCCAGAACCUCGAGGCGAUCGUUUCAUCGAAACGCUGGAAAUUUUGCAUAAACCGCACAAAACCUUCUUCGGUUUCGUCGCGGGCAUGGACAGUACGUUCAAGUUGAGUUUCAAAAGCGCCAUCGUUCAUAACUGUACGGUAAAAUAUCUGACGGGACUGUUGAGGAAGCUCAGUUUAGUGCAUCCGUGUUUGAAAUUCCCGUUCAAGUAUGUUACCAAAUUGUACGCCAGGUUGAGGUUGUAUCACACGUUGAAAUAUGUUGACGAUAAGAUCAAACGUAGCGAUGAAUCUUUUCAAAUCAACGAUGGUUUGUUGAUGGAAGCACGCGACACGUUUUAGUUUUCAAAUACUGUAUUUUCAUUUUCAGGUUAAUGAUGGUUACCUUUGCUGUACCUUUGCAAAAUAUAGGUACAGAGAUGUGUUUUACGUUUUAGUUUACGUAUUUGAACAUCGGUUGGGUUCAAGAGAUUAUACAGGGUUUGUCCGGAAAGUAAUAGGACUCAUUUUCUUCCGCCAUGACUGGACUUCGGAGCGUGCACGCACCGACUGGAUUCGGUAGAGGACGUUCCUACAGUAUAUUCAGAUAAGAGAUAGACCGGACAUAAACAAGACCACGUGAUCAUCGAACGCUGUAACAUUCGGCAGGGACGUAUUAAGAGUCACGCAGUACAUAUUUUAGAUAGUAGAUGCUGCUUUGCGU
Molecule: messenger RNA, 3292 nt
Organism: Acanthoscelides obtectus
Lineage: Eukaryota; Metazoa; Arthropoda; Insecta; Coleoptera; Chrysomelidae
Source: the annotation of a GenBank genome assembly